ACGUCAAAUUAUUAUAAAAAAGUUUAAUAAACAGGUGUUAACAAUAAAAUUCGGACAAUAUUUUUGUCUUAAUUUGUAUGGUAAACAAUUGAGACCGUUCAUAUAUGAAUUUGGGUUUAUUUAAUCGUGUAAAUUUAAAGGAAAGCACCGAACAUAAGGGAAUGUACUCAGAAUGGACCUCUCUAAGUUAUCAAGUACAGACAUGUGGUUUAGAGAAUCCAAGUGUUUUAGAAAAAUUUGGAGAAACUGUAGGCAAAGAAGUAGCUUUAGGUGUGGUACGACAGCUUGCUAGUAACUUGGGCAUUACACAAACAGCAGAGCCUAGCCCCCUUAUAACCGAUAAAGAGGUCAAUUGGUGCAUGGAAGUAAUAUGUUUUGGCCUGUCUCUACCUUUAGCUGAACAUGAUAUUAUUAAAGAUUGUGUCAACGUCUAUUGCGAAUGGUUAUCUGCAUUGCUGUCUUCUCAAAAAAUAUGUGUUCCAAAACCCAUAUGUGAUGAUGCUAAUAUGUAUGCAAGAAAGAUCAUUUUACAUUUCCAUCAUUUAUUUGUUCCAAGGAAAGGGGAAGGUCAAGAUACAAUUAAUAGACAAGCUGUUUUAUGUCACCGAGUUCUACGAACUUUACAACAAGUAGCACAUGAGUCAAAAAGUCUUACAACUGAAACUUGGAAUGCCCUGUUGUUAUUUUUACUUGCAAUAAAUGAUACUUUGCUGUCCCCUCCUACAGUUAAAGACGAUGUAGCUGAUCAGCUGUGUGAGAGAGUUUUGAGUGUGCUGUUUGAGGUGUGGUUGAUAGCAUGCUCUCGUUGUUUUCCCACUCCACCCCUAUGGAAAACGUUGAGGGAAUGUUGCCUUAAUUGGAGACAUAGGGUUGCUUUGGUUGAGCAAUGGAACAGGGUAAAUUUGGCCCUUACCUCAAAGGUUCUCGCCUUCAUGUAUGGACCAAAUUUUCCUGAUUUUAAAGUGGGGGAAGACGAUUUAAUACCGCCUGAUAUGAACAAUGAUUGUAUUGUUCAGAGUUGGUACCGAUUUUUAAACACUUUAGGGAAUCCAGUUAAUUUAACAAAACCAGAAGUAAUAAGUCAAACGCAAAAAUUUUUGCAGUUUGCAAUCAGCAGCGACUCUGUUGUGGAUCCUUGUCAGCAUCCUUGCUUAAAAUCUUUACCACUAAUUUUUUUGAAAGCGAUUAAAGGCAUUGCCGGACAUGUUGAUGCUUUUUUAGGUAUUGCGCAACCAAUUUGGUGGGAGGAGGUUGUUAUUGGAGGCGGAACGGACAAAAAUAAGGAGUCGGGGCCGUCUAUUCCUACUACACACUCUCCUACGCCUCCCACUCAGCGCAGACUAACCAAAAGUUUCAGUGUUGCACCAUCUUCAGUUACUAAGGGGAUACCUAAAACUUCACUAAUUGGUCUAACAAGUAGCAGGGGUUCUGCAAUUUUGCCAAACACAUCUGCUUCUAGCUCAGGUCCAUCAUCUGCGUCCAGUUUGUCUUCUUUAACAUCGUUAAGUUUCGAAUGCAGGAGUACUCUGGCCCCAGAAAGAGCAAAAUGUAAUAGUAUUUUACAUUUAUUCGGGGAGUGGUUGUUUGAGGCAGCUUUUGUAGGGAGUGAUUUACCUCAAAGGCAACUUUCCGAACACAAACAGCGCCCCAAUUCUAUUGUAAUGGAUGGUAAAGGCUCAAUAAGUCUUUCACAACCAGAUACAUUAAACUCUUUGGCGGAUCUCCCUUCAUAUUUGAGUAUAGACAAGUACGAAAGUGGUCGUGCAGAGGCCCUGGGUGCUUUAUGCCGUAUUAUUUGCGCAAAAAAGACUGGAGAAGAAAUACUACCCGUUUAUUUGGCUCGUUUUUAUCUGGCUGUUCAACAGGGGUUGAAAUUGCAGCCUAAUAGAGAGUGUGGAGAGAGCAUGGUUGCUAUUUUGAUGAAUUCGUCGGAUUUGUUUAGACUGGAUUUAGACGGAGUUAGGAUCCUGCUACCCGCUUUUAUUUCUGCUUUAGAGUUGGUUUUGCCUGACAAAGAUCUCACAUUGAGUUGCAACGUUUCAAAAGUCGAAUUGAGGAAGGCUUCCAUCAAUAUUGUGCUGUCUAUAAUAAUUUUACCUCUACAUUUUCAAAAUGUCAACAUAAAGGAAUUAAUCAAUCAAGGUUCGGAAAAGAAUGUAACUUUCGCGCAAUUGAAGCCAAGAAUAAUGAAUCUUGUAAUGAAUGCAUUACAAGUAGAGAAUGACUCUACAAAUACGCAUAUGUUGCUUGGAGGUCUCUUUCUGUGCGUCCAGGACUCUGCAGCGUUUGAAAGUGUUGAACAGGUCACUCAACCGUCCACAGACACCUCCUCUAAUCUGUUAAGUUCAGUAGCAUCUGAUACUGCAAGCAUGGCUAGUGGCUUCGAUUAUUCUCAAGGAUCAUUGUCUAUGGAUCAAACAUCGUCCGAAUUGCCUGAUAUGGUCCAUGCGUGUGAUUCGGCACAUGCGCUUUUCGUAAGGGCUACUUAUUUAGUGUGUCAUCGAUUAAUUUCCUCGUGGAAGACUGAUUUAAGCGUCUCAUUAGCGGCUUUAGAGCUGUUGUCAGGAUUAGCUAGAAUACAUAUUAAAGAAUCAGACGCAUUAGAAUGCAAAAGAGCAGUUAAAUGGCUUUGUGAUUACAUCGUUUAUCAAUGUUCUCGACCUCCUCCUGCUCAUUCUAAAGACUUACACUCUACAAUAGUUGCUGCUUUCCAGUGCUGUUCAAUAUGGUUGUUAGAACAUCCAUAUUUACUGAGAGAUAAGGACUGUUUGACAACAGUUUUAGAAGUGUGUGAACUUGGUGUAUCCGGUUCAAAAUCAGUAGGAAAACCGGGAGAAAAAAUUAAAAUGAAAGAAGAUAAAGAACUGAAACCUGCUUCCAUGAGAGUGAGAGAUGUAGCCGAAAAUUUGCUUACAAAAAUUUUAGAACAGGUUGGAUAUUUUCCAAAUGAAUGUGGCCCCGAAUCGAUUUCUUCUUUGCUAGAUGAAGUAACUUUACUACAACAUUGCAAUACUUGGUCUGACAAUUGCGCUGAUCUUUCGUCAGCAGUAGAACGUUUUAGAUAUUUUGUGACAGAAGGAUCUGUAAUGCUGGCACUUCUUGAAGAACCUUUGGGAAAUGAUCAGGAUCCACAGCCUACAGUGACGUUGUUAAUUAGAGGACCAUUUGGACGUCACGCAUGGACCAUGCAGUUGCGGCAUUUACCUAGACAUCGGUCAGGGACAAAAUAUCACGCGACUCAUCCCGGACGUCCUAUCGCCAUGCAUGAUGCUCCAAUUCGACCAGAAAUCAAACAGAAGUAUUUCCCAGAAGGGGUUGACCAGGUUCCCCAAUGCAAAAUAGAUCAGUCAAUUCCUUCAUUAGAAUCUGUAAUGGCCAAUGAUGAAGUAAUAAGCGAAGAGACCAGGAAAUUGGAACAAUUUUUGAAAAGGCAAACUGUUGCAGAGUCGAAUUUAGUUUCGAAUCAAGCAAAGGUCCAGCCAGUUGAGUGUACACCACCCCCAAUUUGUCACGACUUCCAAACUGCUAGACUAUUUUUAUCCCAUUUUGGCUUUCUAUCUUUUGACAAUGACCAAGAAGAUGAGCAGGGCUCCUAUUCUCUCAUAGCAUUAGAUAGCAGUGCGACUGAUUUUUGCAAAGAUCUGUUAACUUUGGACAAAAUAAGUCCAAGAACGUGCGACACAGUACACAUUUUUUAUGUUAAGUCGGGACAAAUGUCCGCACAUGAUAUAGUGGACAAUAUUACUAGACAAAACGGUGUCUCUGGACCAUUUUUAGAAUUCAUUCAUACCCUAGGGUGGCCAGUUGAUAUAAACAACCAUCCAGGAUGGACUGGUCAUAUAAGCACCAGUUGGAAAAUCCCUCCACAAAAUAUAGAAAAUAAAGUACCUGCCAAUCAGUCAAAUUCCUUGUACGACGGUCAGAAACAGGUGCUGUACUGGGCUGAUGCUUGCUCGGAGGUCGCAUUUGUGGUACCCUCAAAUAACACAACAAAAGCCUCCGAGAAUCAACAGCCCGAAAACGUGUUGUUUAACACCAGCAGUCUUUCUUCUUGGUACGAAAGAAGCGUUUCUGAUGGUGGCACCGCCAGAGAUAAGCGAGCUUUAUCACUAGAUUUUGAUAAGCAACCAGUACCUCCCAGAAGAUCCGGAAAUAGACAUAGCACCCACGCAUAUACCACCACCAAAGUGAUUGUUGCAUGGUUAGAAAGCUUCGAAGAUCAAUUAACUUUACCUAUUAAUGAUCUUCUAAAUUAUAUGGACACAGGACUAGAUGCUAAUCCUCCUAGGGUUAGUGAUGUAUUAGUGAUAGGAUUACAUUGGUUGGCAUCCGGAAUGCUAAGGGUACAUCUUAGGGGAAAUAUGGGAAGAGUAGGUUUGGCUUCUCCUCUUAUAGAUGGUAUGGUGGUGAGCAGGAGAGCCUUGGGAUCACUCGUAAGACAAACUGCACUAAAUAUGGCAAAGAGGAGAAGACUGGAUUAUGAUGUUUAUCAGCCACCUCACGUUAAAAGGAGACUUAAAAUUCAAGAAAUGGUUCAAAAAUAUAAACGAGAAAUGACUCCCCCAGAAUUAUUUACAUAUUUAUUUAGCAAUCCCUAAAUGUUUAGCUAUUUUUUUAAAUUAGAUCAGUAAACUAUGAAGUGAUAAACAGUUAAGUAUUAUUUAAUUUGUACGUUACGUACGUAACUUAUAUUAUUUUGUUAAUGGAUAUGUCAAU
Messenger RNA from Agrilus planipennis (emerald ash borer), 4716 nucleotides. Its product is annotated as ral GTPase-activating protein subunit beta. Gene Ontology annotation, molecular function: GTPase activator activity. Bases 105 to 4598 code for a protein of 1497 amino acids. The record is from RefSeq and is a predicted model, not a curated record. Gene Ontology annotation, biological process: activation of GTPase activity; regulation of small GTPase mediated signal transduction. The transcript is spliced from 23 exons. Lineage: Eukaryota; Metazoa; Arthropoda; Insecta; Coleoptera; Buprestidae.